AUGCACACGGGCAUCCACACGGGCACGCACACGGGCACGCACGCAGCAGAGCCGCGACGCCGACGGCGCUCGGGAGGGAGCCCGGGCUUUGAGGAGGGGCUGCGAGGUGGGCCCCAGCGGGAGAGCGCUCCCCCCACUCAUCUCCGGCUCUCCCGUUCCAGACGGCGUCCUGCUGGCGGAGGGGAGGCCUCCAGGGACCUGGAAGCCCAGCUGGGGCGCGCCGAAUCCGGCCUUUCCUUCCUCUCCGGGCUCACCGGCGUCAGGAUCGCGGACUACUCCAUGGCGAGAGCGGAGCUUCCCGGGAGCAGCGAGAGCGCCGGGGAGAGUGGCCUGAGAGUCCUGCGAAAGGGCCGCCUGGCGGGAGAGUGCCACUCUGUUCCCUUUCAGCUCGAGUUCCAGCUUCUGGAAACGCAGAGUGAAGAGAACUCCUCGGCUACCAUUACAGACCUUAGCAUUAUCGUGGAGCCCACGGAACACAGUGAGCUCAGCAGAUUUGUGGCCCGGACAGAAGAGAAACGGGACCUUUUCCUGUUUUUCAGAAGCCUUCACUUUUUCCUGGAGUGGUGUGAAUACCGUCAGCGGACAUUUCAGUACUUCAAGGAGAAACACCCUGCCAUGGUGCAGCUCCCAGGAGGCCCCGCUGCAGACUCCAUGGGGCUUCAGAGCCCCUGCGUGCCCGGAUUUGAGCUUGUGGUCGUGUGGACGGUGCACAUAGAUGAAGGAGGGAAGGUUGUGCCCGAGCUGGACCUUCUGACAAAAAUCCCAGAGCAAGCCCUGACCCUGGACCAGAGGGAGGUGGUGGCGCGCGCCCCCCACUGCUUCCGGACCCUGCUGCUGCUGCUGGGCAUCGAGGCUGCCAUCGACAGCCUGAUUCAACUGCUGCGCACGGAAGAAUGAAGACCACCUCUCGUGGCGAGACUGG
This is a messenger RNA of Vombatus ursinus (common wombat), 922 nucleotides long. It is a transcript of the gene CENPP, whose product is annotated as centromere protein P. The record is from RefSeq and is a predicted model, not a curated record. Bases 1 to 897 code for a protein of 298 amino acids. The transcript has 8 exons. Gene Ontology annotation, biological process: CENP-A containing chromatin assembly. NCBI's taxonomy places the organism in Eukaryota, Metazoa, Chordata, Mammalia, Diprotodontia, Vombatidae. Gene Ontology annotation, cellular component: chromosome, centromeric region; nucleus.